This is a messenger RNA of Varanus komodoensis (Komodo dragon), 4133 nucleotides long. RefSeq names its product dihydrouridine synthase 4 like (gene DUS4L). The transcript has 13 exons. Gene Ontology annotation, biological process: tRNA processing. Lineage: Eukaryota; Metazoa; Chordata; Lepidosauria; Squamata; Varanidae. The record is from RefSeq and is a predicted model, not a curated record. The coding region runs from base 1365 to 2831 and encodes 488 amino acids. Gene Ontology annotation, molecular function: flavin adenine dinucleotide binding; tRNA dihydrouridine synthase activity.
CGACGGCAGAGCGUAGAGAGCACACGCGCCGGGCGGCGAUCUACUAGAAGGGCUCUUCCCGCUGGAGACGGCGCUUCCUGGCUGCUGGAGGGGCUUUUCCACGGAGCAAGUGUGCGCCGCUUGUACAGAACAAUGGAGGAAUCCAAGAUUUUAGUGUAGCUAUGAUUGGGUAGGCGCGUCCCCACCCGCUUCACAAAGAAAAAAGAAGCAAAUAACAGCAGAAGCAGGAGUUUGUACUUUUUCGCUAGGCCUUAUUUCAUGCGGCAAACGUGGCUUUCUUUUUUUUAAUAAAAAGUUGCAAAAAUUUAAAAGAAAUUGCCUGUUGCCCUGCGAAUGGCAAUAUUAAGUCCAAUAUAAUCCAUUAUCCCUACAUUGUACGUUAGGGAGGCGGGAACAGAGAUUGAAAGACAACGGCUUACUACAGCCUGCAAUGUAAUUGACCGUUAAUAUUGCACAUUAGAAGUGGGCUUGAGACUGGUUUGAGUUUCCUUCAGAACUCGCCUAUCGAGACAACCCUCCGGUUAUUGCAAAGGUCAUACUAGCUCAGUCGCAACCCUCACAGCUCCCAACCUAAAUCUAGCGUUUAGGUGCAGGUAUAUGCUUUUGUGCUUUUACUUGCACGCAGCCCCAUUGCAGAGUUAAAAUGUUAAACAUUUUGGAUUAAAAUCAUCUUGUGUAAAAUAUUGAGACCUUUCUUAAACAUACAUUUCCCCCCACCAUAUACGAUUUGGGUUUGAGAGGGAAUUAUCCCUAUCGUUGCUGGUGAUACCUGUUGUAGGUGGCACCCGCUGUUGUCAAAAUACAGGCAGGCUAACAAACUUGGAGUUCUUCUUUGUUUUACAUGCGCAGCUCCCGCCUCUGCUCCAGGGAAGACCGAAUGUGGCGUCCAAAGAAACCCGGAAAUCACGAACCUCGUGUGACUCUAAUUAACAGUCUACAGCGCAGUUUGUUGAGGAACUUACGCUUCUAACAGGGUCUCCCAUAGAGAUAUAAAAAUAGAGAAAUAUAUCAUCGUAUGUUUUUCAAUUUAUUGAACACAAAAUGGAUUUGAUUGUCCACAAAAGCUUCCAAUACCAAGUAUUUCGCAUUUUUACUAUAGUUUUCAAGGGACUGAAGAACAGCUUUACUAAUAAUCAAGGCUUAGUGUUACUCUGAAUUUCCUAUUUCUAGGACUCUGAUUUUGCUUAAAGUGUCUUCCUGCUUUCUUUUGCUUGUAGUUACUGCAUGCUCAGCCUUGCCGUUCUCCGGAGCCAUGGGAACGCGAAAGGAUCAUAACUAGCAGGAUAGCAUUCGCACGUGUAACUUAAGCCUUCGUAGCGUGGAACUGAAAACCAACUGCGCAUAGGAUAAGGCCGAAUAAUCAUAUGUGGCCUGACAACGCACAUAUGUCUAGUCACUCCAGAGAAGUUCUGCAAGGUCCACCAAGAUAUCCAAUUGAUCUGUUUCAUACUGGGAAUAUAGUGAAAAUAUGUGCUCCUAUGGUUAGGUAUUCAAAAUUGUCUUUCAGAACUUUAGUCAGGAAAUACAACUGUGAUUUAUGCUAUACUCCAAUGAUAGUUGCAACAGAUUUUGUCAGAUCUGUGAAGGCUAGAAACAGUGAAUUUACAACAAACCAAGGUGAUCACCCUCUGAUUGUUCAGUUUGCUGCUAAAGAAGCACAGGUCCUGGCAGAUGCUGCCCAUAUCAUCAGUCCUUUUGCAGAUGGCAUAGACCUAAACUGUGGCUGUCCACAGAGAUGGGCUAUGACAGAAGGUUAUGGUGCUUGCUUAAUAAAUAAACCAGAACUGGUGCAAGAGAUGGUGAGACUAGUAAGAAAUCAAGUGGAAAACCCCAUGUUUACAGUUUCCAUUAAAAUAAGAAUUCAUGAUGACUUAAAGAGAACUGUAGACCUUUGUCAAAAAGCAGAAGCAGCUGGAGUAUCCUGGAUUACUGUCCAUGGGAGAAAUGUAGAGGAAAGACACCAGCCAGUACACUAUGAUGCAAUUAAAAUAAUUAAACAAAGCAUGUCUAUACCAGUUGUAGCCAAUGGGGAUAUGAAAUCUUUAAAAGAUGUGGAGGACAUUCAUCAAAUAACAGGAGCAGAUGGUAAGCCUACUUCUUGGAUGACGUUUCAGUGGACGGCAGUUGCAACCUUUCUGUAUGCUGAAAUAGCAAUAUUGUUGUUACUUUGCCUACCAGUUAUUUCUCCUCUGAGAUGGCAGAAGAUUUUUAUGAUCUCUAUAUGGAAUAAAAUAGCAAAUUAUUGGAACAAGGCAUUCCUUGCAAUUAUAAUUCUGUUAAUUGUUUUAUUUCUUGAUGCAGUACGAGAAGUGAGGAAGUAUUCAAAUGUUCAGUUAAGUGAAAAAACUACAAAUGCAAACACCAGUGCAUUGGAACAUAUUCAAAUGAAACUUUUUAGAUCGCAACGAAACCUUUAUAUCUCAGGAUUCUCCCUUUUUCUUUGGCUUGUACUAAGACGUACCAUUUCCCUUAUCACUUUGUUGGCAAAAGAGAUGAGAACCCAGGAAACUCAGCAAAUGGAAGUAGCAAAUAUCAAUGACGUUGCCAAGAAGUCCUUAGAAGAGAAUGAAAAUUUGCAGCGAUUCCUCAAGAGAAAAAAAAGUGGUGACGGUGAAGAGUUCUUUGACAUAAACAAAAAACUGAAAGAAGAAGUAGAAAAACUGAAAGCAGAAUUAAACAAAAAUUCAAAUGCUCUGAACAAAACAAGAAAUGAAAUUACAGCAGUUAAGAAGCAGUGUGAAGACCUUAAGAAAGAAUAUGAUAACCUUACAGAAGAACACAAAAAGCUGCAGGGCUGUGCAGAUGAAGAACAUUAUAAGAAAUACCAAUAAAUCCAGUUUGGGGCCAUCGGCUUUAAUAAAACUGCAUCAACAUGAAUUGUCAAUUGUUCCUAUCUUUAUCCUCCAAAGAUAUAUGAAACAGUUUAUUUUCUUCCCAGGAAAUGCACUGACUUAAUUGUUAAAAUCUAUAGUUUUCAAUUGCCAAGCAUUUUAUUUUGCAAUGAAAAUUGUGACCAGAAUGAAAGUCCUACUUCAGUUGUGCCUAAGGCCCAGUGGAACUGUUGCCUCUUUUUGUGUAAAUGGCAGAUUCUUACUCCACUGAGUUACAAAAAGUAAUGGAAUGAUUCAUAAGUUGCUGUUCUUCAGAAAUCCUAAGACCACAUCUCCUCUGGGCAUACAGAACUAUUUGUAUGGUUUAUUGGAUUUAAACCAAUAAGUGAUACGUUGGGAGUAUAUUCUGAAUUGUAUAAGAAAAAACAGAAUAGCAUUUUUAAAUGGAAAUUUCCAUUCAACUCCUAUCCAGUAUAAAUUAAAAAACAGUUGAAUGACUGCCUAUCACCUAUUGCUUGUAAUGUUAGGGAAGACCAUAUAAAUUAUACCAAGCUGUAAAAUUAUGGUGAAUUAAUCUACCUUUCUGGAGAUAAUCAGGAAAGUCAUUACACUUGGUCAGUAGAAAAAAACAUAGUGGAAUAGGUUUUAACCAUGUGGUCAAGAUAAUUUGACAAUAAGUGUUAAAGAAAUUUUAAGGACACUGUGCAUUGAACUGUGUAAAUAUGCGUGGUUUUCAGUUUUCCUUGCCAGAUUUUCACUGUAGCUCAUUAUUUUUGUUUACAUGUAUUCAAGAACUUGUAUAUGUUAUGUGCCAUUGUGUUUUCUUCAGUACUGUAUGUAGAUAAUACAUCUAAAAUUUUUAUAACAUAACUUACAAAACAAGUUUUUAAGGGUUAAUUAUGAUUAUAUAGCAUUUAUGUUGAACUGGAUUGCAGGCACACCGCUCCACAAACAAAGGGAAGUAGAAUCCAGCAUAAGUCUCUUUUUUGCCAAGUCGUUUGCUCCUCUGCAACCCUCCACAUCAGUGCCCAUACUGAUCUAGAAGGCCUCCUAGUAUUCUAGCUUUUCAGGGCACUGCAGUAAAGAGGAUGAAGUGGUAGAAAUCACUGCUCCAUUGCCUUCUUCCAUAACCUGUAGAACACUGCUGAGCACAAGUCUGAAUCCAGCCCAUUGUUUUCCAAAAAUCUUCAGUGAUUGGAAUUGAAAGUAUAUUGUUCAUUUAGUUGGUUGGCUGGUUUUUAUUUUUGCAUUGGUUCAUAUCAUACUUGAUUGCUUUGUUAAUAAAAAGAUUGUUUAAGCUUA